AUGUCGGUCGACACUGAGCCCCGCGCUCAACGCGCCAAUACCCAGUCUUCCCCCACCUUCCGUCAGACUGGCUUUUCCGUACCGACCGCCUCGGCUCCAGCAACCAACGAUGUCAAUGCCCUUGCCGUCGCUCAACAUGCGCUUUCACCCAAGAUGCCAUCCUCGAACUCGAGCUUGAAUGCUGCGCUCCAAGCAAGACCAAUCACCCUCUCCAAAGCUGGUCUUCCAGACGAUGGUGAUUCCGACAUGGCCGAAGCUUUGCCCAUUCCCGGCUCUGCAAACAAGUUUGAUCCCGUGAUCAUCAAAUCCCACACCUCGCGUUCUCCCAACGACAUCCCCACCCCUCCCGAUGCACCCUCGCUCGCACCUCACAAAGCAUCACAAUCGCCUCACAGUGCAGCCGUGCGACUACCACCUCUGACCGCCAGCAUGCUCUCGCCACGCUACUCGACCUUGCACGGCUCUAGCAUCUCGAGUGGUCCCACCUCGAUUACCUCCAGCAACUGGUCCCCCAGCAGAAGCACCGACCCACAUCUCUAUUCGAUCUCGGCAGGAAGAAAGUACAGCUACACUUCCUUCAACAAGCCUUCGCUCAGCACCUCGUUCAAGACCUCGGCCAUGCGCAUGCGCGGUCCUGCUCUCGACGAUGACGAAGACGACGAAGACGACAGCUUCGGCAAGCCCGUCUCCCGCUACACACCAGGCUCAGCCACAGCCAUCGAUCGCUCAACAGCAGAGACAGGCAUCGAACUCGAUGGCGACGAGGUCUUUGCCUUCUCCAGCCCUUGCUUUGGUCCCAAAGAGCUGCCAAAUGAUGCCAUCCCUUCCCCCGAGCUUCACGAGCCUGCUUCUCAGGCUGCUGCCAACCCCAACGCCAUCAUGAGCCCCAGCUGGGCCACUGCUUCGCUCGGCAAGCUCUCGCUAGGCGGAAAUGAAGCAAGAGCCUCGCCUGGCUCCACCACUCCACGCAGACCCUCGCGUUCCCAGCAUCAUCAUACCAACGGUGCUCUUUCGUCUUCAGCCGACGUUGCUGCUGCUGCAAUCAAGCAGCGUCGUUACUCGUACAACAAGCACUCACGUCCCUCCUUUGCAUCUCCCGGUCCCAGCAGCUUCACCUACUCUUCCAGCUUCGGCCGCGAUCACCCGUAUGCACGAACGCCCACCUCUUCCAGCUUGACCACCAGCCACCGUAAGCAGUCCAGGUCAAGAUCGAGGUCUCGCUAUGGCACAGAGGACGCCACCAACCGUUCCGUCGCUGCUGUCGACGACGACGAGACCGACGAGGAGAUGCGCAUGGACGACGACGAUGCUACCGAAGACGAGGCCGACUAUGCGUACAGCGCUUCCUACCAGGCUCGCAUGCGUCACAGCCUUGCGUCCAGGGGCGACGCCGCUCUUGGCAGCACGCCCUCUAGCUUUGGUGCCAAUCCCUCGCAUGCAAGCUUGGGUCUCACUUUCCAGAUGAGUCCAGGCCACCCUUCCACGCUCACAAAGGGCCACCCUUUCGACGCCGCGCGUUCACCCGUCAUGUCCAACGCCAACAUCGCCGUCAGCCUCAGCCGACAGUACAGCUCCGACCGUCAUUCCGUAUCUGGUGGCCUCGCACCCCUUCGACACCACCCAUACGCCACCAGCCCGUCGGCUACCACCGGUCCGCUCAGCGCAUCCAUGGGCCUCGCCUAUUCACCUGGUUCCAAUGCACCACUCAACCGCCCAGCACAUCGACGUGGAAGUAGUCUCAGCAACGGUCUGGCCGCUCCUGCCUACUCGGCCGGCGUCCUAUCCACGUCACCACGAUUCGGCAAUGCUGCUGCUUCAGGUCGCAGCCCAGAAGAGGCCAGUGCCGACCGUCUUAGUCAGUCGCCUUACGGCGCUAGCUCGGGUUCCCCAUACGCUGCUGGCGCUCGUGGACUCAACGGAACUGGAAGCUACUACGGCCCUGCCCAGAGCGCCGCGUAUAGCCAGUCUCCUCGCUACUCGCAGAGCUACGGCGCACGCAAAGAUUCGGCCGGAUUUGCAUCGACGCUCGCGUCGCACUUUGAAGGUCACGAACGAUCCGACAGCUUGGCAAGUGAAGCGACCGAGGUCGGAGACGCUUCGCGCACAACCAUGCGCAAGGCAUCGGUGUCGAAAUCAGCUGCAAGUGGCACACGCACGACGAGCAACACGAGCGCAACUGGCAACACAGACGAGACCGCCCAGGUCGCAGCGAUCCGCGACAGGCUGGGCGGUGCCGCCAGCUGCUCGGCGUUUAUCUCGAAGCUAUGGCAUCUCAUGAUCAACCCGGAUCAGUAUAGCAAGUACAUCCGAUGGGACGAGGCGGGAUCGUCCAUCAUCCUCUCGAGCGAACCCGACGUUGCCAACGAGUUUGCCGCCGACGUGCUGCCUCGUCUGUUCAAGCAUGGCAACAAUGCGAGUUUCAUUCGUCAGCUCAACUUGUACGGCUUCCAACGCAUUCCAUCUUCGCGCUUGCUCGAUGCAGCAGAGAUGAAGGUGGCCGCCGCAAAACGUGCCGAGCUCGGCGGCGGUGGAUCCUCGUCAACGCUCAACACGGCGGUGCAACUGUACGGAGCGCACUCUAGCUUUGCGCACCCACGAUUCCUCAGGGGUCGGGAGGAGUUGCUACCCACCAUGAAGCCAAGGUCGAGCAAAAAGCCCAAGAAGGCUGCCAACGGCGCUACGCCGCGCUCGCUCGAAGCCGAUACUUCGCUCGGCGCUGAUGAGACCGACGAGGACGAUUUUGCCUUGUAG
Molecule: messenger RNA, 2751 nt
Organism: Mycosarcoma maydis (corn smut)
Lineage: Eukaryota; Fungi; Basidiomycota; Ustilaginomycetes; Ustilaginales
Exons: 1
Coding region: 1-2751 (916 amino acids)
Biological process (GO): regulation of DNA-templated transcription
Molecular function (GO): sequence-specific DNA binding; DNA-binding transcription factor activity
Source: RefSeq, a predicted model, not a curated record